AUGGAUACGACAGGUCCGCUAGAUGUGUUUCCGGCGCGAGUGCAGCAUAUACCAUUUUCCGAGGCGUUUACGGCGGUCAAGACGGCCUGCCAGGACGGCUCUUGGAAGACGCCGUGUGAGGAGGGGCGAAUUUUGCCGUUUUACGCUGCGAGUCGGGCAAGUGAGCAGGAGGCCGUGACGUUGUGGCUGUACAUUAUGACUCACGUCGCGAACUACCCAACUGAGCACCUCGAUGUCUACGGCCAGACGCCCAUCUUUUAUGCCGCCCGUGAAGGCCAUCUGAACCUGCUGAAGCUCAUGGCUACCGGAACCCACGUGGAGCCCAGUCUGCUCGAACAGGCGGGUGCCCAAGACCCCAAAAUCCAGGCACUGGUCGACAAGCUGAAGGCUGCCGACGAGACCACCGCCGACGAUUCCGACCACGACCACGGCGCCGCUAAGGCUGAACCCAAGGCCGAGACCAAGGCCGAGACGAGGAGCGAAAAGGCCAAACCCGGCGCGCUACCACUCUUCGACCCCGGCUACCUCGACAGCACGAGUCAGACCGCCUUAUUCUACGCCUGUCGCGAGGGACACAACGAGAUCAUCCGGUACCUCGUCACCGACCGGCGCGUGCCGGUAAACCACAUCGACCUCAACGGAGACACGGCCCUCUUUUACGCCGCCCGUGACAACCGGGAAGCAACUUGCAAGCUUAUGGUUGAGUUCGGAGCGGACUGCGGCUUCCGCAACAAGUCCAAGUACUACGCAAGCACCGUGGCAAAAAAAAUGGGGCAUAAACGACUUGCCACCUACCUCGAGCAGUGUCGCAAGACGCAACCGAAGCCGCAAGCUGCGACUCACGAACGUGCGACUCACGAACGUGCGACUCAUGAGCGUGCGACGCACGAGCGUGCGACUCACGAACGUGCGACGCACGAGCGUGCGACUCACCGUGAGACUCACGCUGUGGCGACCAAGGCAGCCAACACAACCAAGGCGGCAGUGGCAAGUGACAGCGAGGACGCGGCCGCCGCCUCGGCCUCCGCGUCUGCGACUUCACCGGCGACGGCGUCAGUGGAGAAGAAGCGGGCGCGGCCGCAGCGCGGAAAACGGAAACACUCGGAGGAGCAGGAGCCGGAACCGGUGCGAGCGAGUCCGAAACGGCGUGCGGUGAAGCAGCAGCCGGUGCCGGUGGCCGAGGAUCGCGACUUGUGUUGUUUGCAGUUCAUGAGUCCGCUCAAGACGUGGUCGCACACACCGCAGUUCAAAGUGCAGGAGUUCGAGUCGAUCUUUCCUGAGCUCGCCGUCUGGGACGGUAUGGGCAGCGCGGCGGCCAAGAGCCUCGAAGGAGACAACCAGCGCAGCCAAUGGCACCGGCUGGCCACAGAUGUGAUGCGCCAUCUCUGCCACGAAGUUGAGAACGCACAUUUCUUCCGCGAACCCGUCGACACCGACCGCUGGAACAUCCCAGACUACCACGAGGUCGUCAAGGAACCUAUGGACUUCGGGACCAUACUCACCAACCUUGAAGUCGGAGUCCAGUACCUAACCAUCCACGAUUUCUUGCGGGACUUGAACUUGGUCUUUGAUAAUUGCAUCCUAUAUAACGGAGGCGACUCCAAUAUUGGGAAAAUCGCCCAGAGCGUGCGGGAAACGGCCUACGCCUACGCAAGGUCCAUCGGUUUACAGGAUUUGGCUGAUAAGGAAGCAGGUGGCGGCAAGCCACGUCGUCAAGGAGGCGGCUUGACCACCAGUUGA
This is a messenger RNA of Gregarina niphandrodes, 1740 nucleotides long. RefSeq names its product bromodomain protein. The transcript has 3 exons. Bases 1 to 1740 code for a protein of 579 amino acids. NCBI's taxonomy places the organism in Eukaryota, Apicomplexa, Conoidasida, Eugregarinorida, Gregarinidae. Gene Ontology annotation, molecular function: protein binding. The record is from RefSeq and is a predicted model, not a curated record.